AUGCCUGACGUGUUGAGCAUCGCUGUGUGUAUGCCAGACGGCGUGACGUUGUCGGAUUUCAUACCGCCCAUGGAAAUCCUCGCGAUGGUAAAUCUUGCGGACCAUCCAGAGAAAGGAACCGACUUGCGCGAAGCCAUGGGUGGCGAUCUUCCUAUCCGAUUCACGAUUGACUACCUCGCGGCGUCGUCCGAGUCCGUGGUUCCCCUUCUAGGAAGUUUGCUACCCUCUAUCAAACCGACGCUGAGCUAUGGCGAUGCGUUAGAGAAAGGAAAGCAGUUCGAUAUAUUAUGGGUCCCCGCUGGUCGCAACCCGAAUUUUGCCACUGGCGCUCAUCCAUUCCCCGAGAUUGAGCUGGCAUUCAUCAAACAACAGGCUCUCAAGGCCCGAUAUGUGAUGUCUGUGUGUACAGGGGCUCAUCAGCUCGCCUUGGCCGGUGUUCUUUCCGGGAAGCGCGCCACAACGAACAAGCAGUUCUUCAAAGGGAUUGUAUCCACAUCACCUCAGGAUAUUACUUGGAUCGCGAAAGCGCGAUGGGUGGUUGAUGGCAAACAAUGUUUUUUAUCUUUGUCUAAAACGUUUAUCGAGCAACUCACCAACAAGAAAGUUACCCAGAAACUUCGAGGGGCUGUGGAGAUCCCUGAAGUCUCUGGAAACGAUGACGAAUUUGCGGAUUUCUGGGGAUUACUGCAGUCGGAGGUACCUUACGAGAUGAAUGUGUGCGAAUGA
Molecule: messenger RNA, 726 nt
Organism: Mycena indigotica
Lineage: Eukaryota; Fungi; Basidiomycota; Agaricomycetes; Agaricales; Mycenaceae
Product: DJ-1 protein-PfpI domain-containing protein
Exons: 4
Coding region: 1-726 (241 amino acids)
Source: RefSeq, a predicted model, not a curated record